AUGGCUGCCAAGCAGAAGAAGAAGUCUGAUGUGACCCAAACUGAAGCAUCAAGGCAGGAAGAACCACGCAUUGUCUUUCCUGCCAGCAUGAUAGGCUCGAAGCCUAUGGUCACCACAGCAGCUUUAGAGCUGAAGAAGACAAGGACAACUGAAGCCGAAGCCAGGAAACACAAGCACAAGGAUGCUUGUGAUGAUGCCCCAUCCACGAAGAAGCUGAAGACAAAGUAUUCAAAGAAAGCGCCUAGCCCUAACACAACCCGCACCACUCGUCCUCUUGUCCCCCUCUCUCCUACGCACCCACAGCCGCCGCCCUCUCCCUCCCUCAGAUCUCGAUCCGCCGCCGCCCCCAAACCCACCCCCCCGUCGACGACCCUCACCGUAGACGUGGUGCUGUGGCGCCGAGGCCGGGCCGACCUGAGCGCCCUACUCUUAGCGACCGUCGUCGCCUCCUGGAUCCUAUUCCACGGCGCCUCCGGAUACACGGCCGUGUCACUGGCCGCCGACGUGCUCCUCCUCCUCCUGGUCGUGCUGUACACGUGGUCCAGGGCCGCGCGCCUCCUCGGCCACCUCGCGCCUUCGUGGCCCUCAUCGUCAUCACCUCGCUCCAGAUCCACCACCACCACCUCAAGGUGGAUCUCGGCAGGUCCGACUACGCCGAGGCCAUGGCCAGGCAGCAGCAGCGGGAGGGGGACGGCGGCAAGGGGAAGGCGGCGGCCCGCUGGAACUGGAACCGGAGGACCAGCGCCGAGGGCCUGCCGCACGGGAUCGUCCAGACCAGCUCCGACAUGUUCCUCCGCCCGCUCUGGGACCCCGCCGCCAAGCGCGCCAUCCCCAAGGUACCAGAGGCUGACCAGGUACUCCAUUGACAUCUCUAGCUCCCACAUGUCGCCCCUAGGCUGGAGUGCCCUCUCGUGGGCGAUCGGCAUCCUCCUGGUGGCGCCGCUCCUCACCCAGGUUGCGCACCACCUUGACCGUGGCCAGUACCAGUCGCUCAUCCUCAUCGCUGUGAUGUCGUUCGGCUCCUUCGGCCUGCUCACUGGCUUUAUCAAAACGGUCUGGGUGUUCCUGUUCUACAUCCUCUUCAUCACUGCAUCCAUCAUCAUUGUUGAGGCGGUGCACACCCGCAACCUCGGGCUGGUGAUCCGCGGCCUCGCCACUCAUGACUCGGGCAAGCACCUUGUCCUGCGCCGCGCGCUGCUGCUAGCCAGCUCAGCCUCUACUGCACCGCCAUCAGCGGCAUCAGCGCUGCCCUCAUGGCUGCAUUCAUGUACCACAUGCCGAGGCGCACUGACUAGAUCACCGGCCUCUGGGUCGUUUCCAUCUCCAAUGGCAGAGCUGAAGGUUCUUGCACAUCAGAAGUUAUCCAGGCACUUCCUUUUCUUAAAAAGGCAUAUGGCAGUGCUAUGCAGAAGGUUCUCCAUGUUGGCCCAGAUAGUUGUACAGUAAUUUCUAACUUGUUGAAAGAAGGGAAGGAAGCAUGGGGAGUGGAGCCUUAUGAUUUGGAGGAUGCUGCUCGUGCUGGGAGUGAUUAUUCUGAUCAUCUAUUUCAACAGCGGCUUAGGGGUGUUGCAAACUCUUAGCUUCGAAGCUCAAGUGUGAAGCAAGUGUGAUGCCAUGAAGUGUGAAGCCAAGUGUGAAGACGUGAAGUCCAACUCAGUGAAGAGUAGCAUAUUGUAGCAUAUCUGUUUUGUAAAGAUUGUAAUAGAUUUAUUUAGUGGUAUAUUUGAUGAAUUUUAUGUGUUCUUAGUUCUAUUUGAAAUAUUGAUUAUAUAUGUGAUUUGAGAACUUGUGAAAUGGAAACCUGACCAUUGGGCCCACUUAUGAAAAUAAUCUGUCAAAUUUGUACA
Triticum aestivum (bread wheat) is the source of this 1847-nucleotide messenger RNA. RefSeq lists its product as uncharacterized. The transcript is spliced from 7 exons. The record is from RefSeq and is a predicted model, not a curated record. NCBI's taxonomy places the organism in Eukaryota, Viridiplantae, Streptophyta, Magnoliopsida, Poales, Poaceae. Bases 1 to 1446 code for a protein of 481 amino acids.